AUGAAAUGCAAUACCCGCAGGAGGAGGGAGGUAUCAGUGCCAGUAUGUGUGAAUUUUCUGAGUGUUGGUGGACUAGGAGAUUGUCGCAUCCCGGCGGAGCAAAGUGGCAUCAAAUAUGAGUGCUUGAGCCGGCCGGACUUUGCUACAAGGUUCACAGAGGUGGAAACAGGUUUUACCGUGGAUAGCUGUAUCCGGGAAGCUCAAGAAGCCGUUGCUGACAUAAUGCGAAAUUGUUUCAGCCGACGGUUUCAGGAGGCGGUGCCUGAGGUGGACCCUGGGAACUUGCUGAUGCUGAUGGAUACUCUUGAAGACGUGACGAAGGGAGUACCGCAAAGGUCACGUGCCUGGUGUUCUUGGGGCUGGGCGAGAGUGGCGGGAGAGCUGUAUGACAGACUUCAUGGUCCUAAAAUGCGGGAACUGCUCGACCGUUGCGCACUCGUCUCCAAGCGGCCCCCAGGAUUGACCGAUCAGUGGUACUUGGCGAAACUCCUCCAGGGCAGCGAACGGCGGAGUAAGAUCCGGUGGUGGAUGGGUUGUAUGAACGCUCAGCUCGACGACAGCAUUCACAGUACAAUGGUUCUGUGCGACAGGGUGUUGGGUCCUCACUUUGUUCGGUUCCCGGUAACAACCGAGUCGGAACGACGGGUCAUCUACUCAAUAACUCAAGUUGUGAGCUGGUUGAUCGGCAUGAAGACUCAGUCAGGCGUGCUCAAGAAGGUAUCCGACACUUGCAAGUGGACCCGAAACGACCAUUUCGCUAUUCCUCUAACCACCUUUCUUCGGGACCUAUGGGGACCCGAACGGUUUAGGAGAAUCGCCCAACUUGCAAGAAGGCUGCUUCACACCGUAAAAGCUAACAUGUCGGACGAAUGCUUGCUUAGCCGUUUCCUCGGAGCCGUUUCCGCGUGUGCUACGUGUCGAAUGCAGUCGUUUUGCUCGAGAAUUGGCUUUGAUUCGAACACUCGAGAUUCGAACCCACUAGAUUCGAACCCUCAGCGCUCACACACUGAGGAUUCGAGCCUUCGAGAUUCGAACGAGGCGGCAAAUGUCGAUUGCGCAGAUCCGUCUUCCCCACUUGCCGCAGGUCCGUCUUCCCCACUUGCGGCAGAUCCGUCUUCCCCACUUGCCGCAGAUCCGUCUUCCCCACUUACCGCAGAUCCGUCUUCCCCACUCGCCGGUAAUCGAUCGGCUUGUGAAGAUACAUCGGCUUGCGACCGCGGCGCCCCCUUGGACGUCGUGCAAACCUUGGUAGAAGAAGCUCAGCAAAUUGUUGUCCAGGUAAUCCAAGAUUGUGGCCAGCAGGAUGUUACUCUCUUGCCCAAAACGUCGUCGGCUCCCACACCAGCCAGUUUAGAAAGGGCUAUGUCCUACCUUGAAAAUAGGAUCCUGAAGCCUUGCAAGCUUCCUGUAGGUUGGGGAAAAACUCAUUACUGCGGAUGGGAGAGGGCCAACAUGGCUGGCGAAUUAUAUAAAAAAAUGGAUCGCAACAGAAUGCUUGCACUUCUUAAAAGGUGCGACGCAGCUAUCGGUCGCCCCGAAGGAAUCACUGAUCAAUGGUUCUUGGCGAAACUUUUGCAGAGAUUCGCAUGUGCCAAGUCAAUGCCAAUAAUGGCCAAAUAUCUUCACAUCAAGCUUGGCAACAGUAAACCUGGCAGUAGUAAACCUGGCGGUAGUAAACCUGGCAGUAGUAAACCUGGCGGUAGUAAACCUUUCAAUAUUUAUGACAUCGUAAUGGCUCGUCAUUUCACUGAAUUGCCUGAGACGACCGAGUCUGAUAAGCUGAGGAUCUGGACAAUGUGUCAAAUUGUUGGUUGGAUGUUAAAGACAAAGCUACGCGAGCCCUUCACUUCGGUGGCAGUACAAAAGUGGACUGUCAUCGACGGUGAAUUCAUUGAACUGACAGCAUUUCUUUUCAAACUGUGGGGCCCUGAACGCUUUAGGACCGUAACAAACCUUGCCAGGACCCUCCUCCCUGUAAACGUUGUCGCCAUGUCCGAUGCCUGCUUCUUGGCAUGUUUCCUUCAUAGUGUACUGGAAAGAGUUCGGUCAGCGAAAAAGUGCUGGUUUGAGCACGUUGGAUUCCACUACGCUGGUCACGAGGACUGGCACCCAGUUGAAAAAGAAGGCCCCGACUUUUUCGGACGACUACCAGUCAAUUGGGACCAGAGGGCAGUGUCAACAACGGCAUCUCACCAAGUACAUUCCGUCUUUACGCUGUCGGAGAUCUCCCACAAAGAAGCGUCUCGCUCAGCCAUGCAGUACGCAACGGCCCUUCACAAUCGGACUUUACAGGAGGUGGAGAAGAUUCUCUGUGCGUCCUACGCCGCUCUGGAUCUACGGAAACGGACCGGAGCCGAGGUCGAGGAUGACGAAUGUCCUGAGGGAAAGCGAACCAAGUUUCACGAUACCUGCAUAGCCGUUUAG
Molecule: messenger RNA, 2424 nt
Organism: Gregarina niphandrodes
Lineage: Eukaryota; Apicomplexa; Conoidasida; Eugregarinorida; Gregarinidae
Exons: 1
Coding region: 1-2424 (807 amino acids)
Source: RefSeq, a predicted model, not a curated record